AUGUCUUCAGCUUCUUCCUCAUGUCUCAUAAUCUUGGCAAUUCUUUUCUGCUCAUCAGCUCAAGAAAUCUCUCAAGAUCAACCAAAUGUCCAAACUCAACAAAUAGUUGAGGCUCAAGAAGUCCCAGCUGAGUCCGACUUCCGUGAGCCACUCAUUCUUCGUCCACGAAUUCUAACUCCACAAAUGUUCCAAUUCCGUUCGCCAAUCACAUGCCGUGCUCAAUGUGCACAACUUUGUCGACCAGUUUUGGGAGUUUGUGAUCGAUAUAAUAAAUGUGUUUGUUUGAAUAAUUAUGUACUUUGA
Messenger RNA from Caenorhabditis angaria, 303 nucleotides. The record is from the annotation of a GenBank genome assembly. Lineage: Eukaryota; Metazoa; Nematoda; Chromadorea; Rhabditida; Rhabditidae.